AUGUCGUUCAAGAAGCACUCGCGCCAGUAUGACCUGGUGAUAUUUGGGGCAACCGGCUACACUGGGCUGAUGGUUGCCGAAUUCAUCGCCGCUCACUUUCCCACCGAUGUGAAAUGGGCCGUAGCAGGCCGAUCAGUCGAGAAGUUGGAGAGCGUGGUGAAGUCCUGCAACGCAGUCAACCCCGAUCGCCAGGCUCCGGGGGUCGAAAUAUGCAAUCUCGAUGAUGCAGAGCUUUCCGAGCUGGCCAAGAAAACAUUCGUCCUCAUCACGACGGUUGGCCCAUACUCGCAGUACGGAGAGCAUGCGUUCAAAGCUUGUGCCGAAGCCGGGACCCAUUACCUCGACUGCACGGGUGAAGUGACCUGGCACCAGGUGAUGCUGAAGAAGUACAACGCGGCGGCGAAGGCCAGCGGAGCCUGCAUGUUUCCCCAAUCUGGCAUCGAGUCAGCGCCGUCGGACUUGAUAGCAUUCUCUUUGGCAUCGCUCAUCAAGUCAAAGCUGUCAACUGGCGUCGGCGAUGUCGUGGUCGACCUCCACGAGCUUAACGCCAAGCCUUCAGGCGGCACUAUGGCUACGGUGAUUGGCAUCUUCGAGACCUUCAGCUGGAAGGAAGUUGUCGAUUCACACAAACCAUUCGCCCUAUCGCCGGAAGAGCCUUCGCUGCGGAACAACUCCUACGGGCCGAACUUCACCUAUCGGGAGUUCACGAAAGCCAGGAACUUUGUGACGGCGAUGGCUAUGCACUAUAGCCUCCUGAUUGGCGCUACUCUUCUCAUGUUCUGCUCGCCGGUCCGAAAACUCGUGCGGAAGCUCGUCUUCCAGCCGGGCAUGGGACCAACCCGCGAGGAUGCCGCGAAAGAAUACAUCGAGUUCCGAGGUAUUGCCACCCCGGAUGCCGAGUCGAAGUCGGGGAAACAAGCGAUCUGCAAGGCCUGGUAUGCAGGAAGCAUGUACUACCUCACCGCAACUGUGCUUUGUGAAGGGGCCCGGACAUUAUUGGAGGACGAUGUCGGCCUUGCUGGAGGCGUCUACACUCCUGCGUGUCUGGGUCAGGCCUUCAUUGACCGUCUCCAUGAUUCCGGGUUCAAGUUUGAGACCAAGAUACUUGAUACUUGA
This is a messenger RNA of Anthostomella pinea, 1116 nucleotides long. The record is from the annotation of a GenBank genome assembly. Lineage: Eukaryota; Fungi; Ascomycota; Sordariomycetes; Xylariales; Xylariaceae.